This is a messenger RNA of Bombina bombina (fire-bellied toad), 1213 nucleotides long. RefSeq names its product spindle and kinetochore associated complex subunit 2 (gene SKA2). The transcript has 5 exons. Gene Ontology annotation, cellular component: outer kinetochore; spindle microtubule. The record is from RefSeq and is a predicted model, not a curated record. NCBI's taxonomy places the organism in Eukaryota, Metazoa, Chordata, Amphibia, Anura, Bombinatoridae. Bases 32 to 451 code for a protein of 139 amino acids. Gene Ontology annotation, biological process: chromosome segregation; mitotic cell cycle; cell division. Gene Ontology annotation, molecular function: microtubule binding.
CACCCAGGAUCCGCCUCUGCCUCCCCCGCUUAUGUUCCCGGGUCUGUCUAAGGAAUGUAAACUAUUCAACAUGGAGACAGCCGUCAAUAAGCUGGAGGCUCUGUUUCAAAAAGCGGAGUCAGAUUUGGAUUACAUUGAGCAAAAGCUGGAGUUUGAGAUAAGAGAGAACCUUCCUAAAGAUUCUUCAAUUCAGGAAAAUCCAGCCAAGUUGUUGGAGCAGUUGGCAAGUGUCAAAUUAAGAUUCAAAACUCUAUCAUCACAAUUGGAUAAUAUUGCUGCUGACCAACAGAAGUCUGUAGAACAUAUUCAGAAAACCAUCACGAAUACGCUGAAAAUGGUGCAGCAUUUACAACAACAAACUGACUUUCAGGUAAAUCCCUUUUCUGAAGAAGAAAUACAAUCUGUUAAACAAUUUGAGAACUUGGCAUUAAAGGGUGUCAAUUUGAACUAAAAAGGUUUCAUGGAACACGGAAAAUAAAUGGAAGUAUUAAAAUGGCAGAACAACAAUGCUAAAGAUAUGGUUUACUUGUGUCUUUAUUGUAAUUUAUUUAUAAAUUGAUAUAUCUUAAUAAGAAGGACAAGAACACUACCCAUCAGUAGAAACGUGUUUUUCCUUUUUUUUUUUUUUUUUUUUUUUUUUUUAUUUGUAGUUGAAGAACAAGUUAUUUAAAGAAUCAUAUACAAAAUAUUAAAAUUGUGUUUGCAGAAAAACAUACAUGUAACUGAUAAAAUAAAAAGGUAUGCGCUGUCAGUGAGAAGACGUUUAGACGUUUAGAAGUUUUACUGUUGCAUAGCAUAUUCUGUAAUCUUAAAUAGGUUUUAUAUCUGCAUUUUCCCACUGCCCUAGAAACAAUUAUUCUAUAGUAUACCGUUUGCUCUCUGUAUAACUGAUUAUACUGUAAAAAGAAAAUAAACAUUUGGCUCUUCAAGAAUAAUGCUUUCAAACUAUGGAAAAAUAAAAGCACUGAUAUCGAUGUUGAAGCAAAUUUUAGGAAUUACUUGGCAUUUUGAAUUUUAUGUGGGGUUAAUAUGGACUUUUUAAAAAUAAAAAUAAAUAAGAAAGGAAAAAACAAAACUGUUUUGAUAAUGUAUGUAAAUAUAUUGAUAAUCUAAUAUUUUUUUUCUGUUAAAAUUUACAUUACAUUGUACAAAGAAGUUGCUUAAUUUUUUAAAAAGUAUUGUGUGUUUAUUAAAUAAAUUAAAGAAUAUGCAA